Molecule: messenger RNA, 2161 nt
Organism: Quercus robur (English oak)
Lineage: Eukaryota; Viridiplantae; Streptophyta; Magnoliopsida; Fagales; Fagaceae
Product: transcription factor bHLH130
Exons: 6
Coding region: 679-1773 (364 amino acids)
Biological process (GO): regulation of transcription by RNA polymerase II
Cellular component (GO): nucleus
Molecular function (GO): DNA-binding transcription factor activity, RNA polymerase II-specific; RNA polymerase II cis-regulatory region sequence-specific DNA binding; protein dimerization activity
Source: RefSeq, a predicted model, not a curated record
UUUCUGUACUUCUCCAUUGGCCGCACUUGCCAAGAAAGGAGAAGAUAAAUAUUGUCUCUCUCUAUCUCUCCCUCCGUGCGCUAUCAACUUCACAACACCAACACCACCUCCACUCUGUCUCUGUCUCUGUCUCUGUCUCUCUCUCUAGCUCAAGAUCUUCCUUGCUUUCGGUGCUUUGAAAAGCAAAUCUAAGGCUGCGGUUAAUAUUUCUCUGCUUUCACUACAGUAAUAUCCUCUCUCUCUCUCUCUCUCUCUCUCUCUCUCUCUCUAGUUUGAUUCUUUUCACUUGGAUCUCUAUUCUCUGUACCAAACAGACCUCAAAGUUCCGUUUAAUUACAGCUUAACAUAUAUCCUUGUGGCUAUAGUUUUUUUUUUUGGGUGGUUGUUUUUGUUUCUUAGUAGUAAGUAGCUUAUGCUUUGGUUAAGCUUUAUCUCCCUCGGUUGCUUCCUCCGCAAGAUCUUAUCCAAGUCUGCUUAGAAAUCAAGCUGAAAUUUUUCCCAAGAAAGUGAAAGAAAAUUCCCCAGAAUUUUCCAGGUAAAGCAGUGGCGUAUUUGUAUAAUAGUUGCGUAGCACUAAACAGUGCCAUGAGCCUUAACUUCUACUCCACUCUUAACUCUCAAGGGCUGUGAAGAAAGAAGAAGAAGAAGAAGAAACAGAGCAAAACAGAAGAGCAUUCGAUGGAUUCAAAUACCCCCGACAAUUAUCUCCCCCAACACCAACCCAGUUCUGGGUUAUUGCGGUUUCGCUCUGCGCCGAGCUCGGUCCUUGCUAAUAUCAUGGAGACAGAGGGCACUGAGUCAGAGAGAUUAAUAUCCAGAAUUUUGAAUUACGGUACUAGCAAUACGGAUUCAAUAGCUAUGAAGCGUGUGAGCUCCAACUCUCACUCCCAGGCCCAACAGCAGGGCUAUUGUGCGAGCUUGCCUCCCCAUUAUCCGAGACAGAGUCUUAGCCCCACUGCUAUGGACGAUGAUGAUAGCUCAUAUGGGUUGGUGGGUUCAAUGGCAAUGGACCACGACGUGCAAUCCAAAGCGGGUAAUCCAAAUAUCAUUAGGCAAAGUAGCUCGCCUGCUGAUCUUUUCUCCCACCUCUCUGUUCAAAAUGGCUAUGCCAUGAUGAAAGGAAUUGGCAACUACAGUAGGGUCAAUGGUACUAAUGGAGAUGUAAGUCCAUCUACAGACAGGUUGAAGAGUCAGCUUAGCUUCUCACCAAGAUUUCCUUCUUCACUAGGGAUGUUGUCACAAAUCUCUGAAAUAGGGAGUGAAAACCUUGGAGCAGAUAGUCCCGAUGAUGGAAAGCUCGGUAAUGGCAGUGUUGAUGCUCAUUUUUAUGGCCCUGGAGUCCCAUACUGUUCUUGGAAUGAUCCACCACAUUUUACAGAAAAUUUUACUGUCAUGAAAAGAGAGCAAGAUGAUGAUGGGAAACUAUUUGCUGCUAACCAGAAUGGAGGACUUGGAAAUCGGGUUAAUAUGUUAUCGCACCAUUUGAGUUUACCAAAGACUUCGUCAGAGAUGGUUGCCAUGGAGAAGUUCCUGCAAUUUCGAGAUUCUGUUCCUUGUAAAAUAAGAGCAAAGCGUGGUUGUGCCACUCAUCCUCGAAGCAUUGCAGAAAGGGUAAGAAGAACCCGGAUCAGUGAACGAAUGAGGAAAUUGCAAGAGCUUGUCCCAAACAUGGACAAGCAAACUAAUACAGCAGACAUGUUGGACUUGGCUGUUGAAUACAUCAAAGAUCUUCAGAAACAAUUCAAGAAUCCAGUCCAAAAUCAAAUUGCUUGAGUUGCUGCUGUACAGAAAAUAAGAGUGACGGAAAAAUGAAUGGAACCAGAUCAUAUUUCAUUUAUGUACCGAGCAAUAAAUGGAGGGAGCUUAAAAUAAAAUCUUUUCAGUUGGUGUGACAUAGAAAGUUGGUAGAGUUUUCACUACAAGAUUCAGGUCCUUUAAGCCGACAAGGCUUCCAAUUACAGAAUAUAUGAAAUAAUGGGAGAAGUUGUAUAGGAUAUGUAAAAAUAGUGCAAUCCUAGUUUAAUUUGGUAUAUCUUGUUUUUCUUAAUCAUUCUUAUUAGUUUGAGAAGUGAAAGUUGGCAUUCCUAACAUGAAAAAUAGAAGUUUUUCAUUUGGUGCUGGCUUUGAUUGUUCAUAUUCAUGAAGCUUGGUCUAUUUUAAA